AUGACAUCCAAGGAUUCUUCCAACGAGCUCUCCACUCCGGAUUCUGACGUCUACAUCAGGACUUUCAAGGAACACAUGCACUUGGAGCUUGAACCUCCCAGACAUUCUGUGAAAAGGACAACCACAUCCCCCAAAAUCUCCCCGCGCAGUUCCCCUAGGAACUCUCCAUGCUUUUUCAGAAAGUUGCUGGUCAAUAAGAGCAUCCGCCAGCGGCGACGAUUCACGGUAGCGCAUACAUGUUUUGAUGUUGAAAAUGGCCCAGCUGCAGGACGUAGCCCCUUGGACCCCCAAACCAGCCCAGGCUCAGGACUCGUUCUUCACGCAAACUUUCCGAAUCACAACCAGCGGCGGGAAUCCUUCCUGUACCGGUCAGACAGCGAUUAUGACCUAUCACCAAAGACUAUGUCCAGGAACUCCUCAGCUGCAAGUGAGCAGCACGGGGAUGACUUGAUUGUGACUCCAUUCGCCCAGGUGCUGGCCAGUCUGCGCAGCGUCAGGAAUAACUUCACAUUAUUAACCAAUCUUCAAGGAGCUCCAAACAAGAGAUCGCCCAUGUCCAACCAUCCCCAAAUCUCCAGGGUUAAUAUACAAGAGGAUUCCUAUCAGAAACUUGCCAUGGACACGCUGGAAGAGUUGGACUGGUGCUUGGAUCAGCUGGAGACCAUUCAGACGUACAGGUCGGUCAGCGAGAUGGCAUCUAAUAAGUUCAAGAGGAUGUUGAAUCGGGAGCUCACCCACCUCUCCGAGAUGAGCCGUUCGGGCAACCAGGUGUCUGAGUAUAUCUCCAGCACGUUCCUCGACAAACAAAACGAUGUGGAGAUCCCAUCCCCGACACAGAAAGACAGAGAGAAGAAGAAGCGGCACCAGCUCAUGACACAGAUCAGCGGCGUCAAGAAGUUAAUGCACAGCUCCAGCCUGAACAACACUAGCAUGUCACGAUUUGGUGUCCAGACGGAGCAUGAAGAUCUGCUGUCUAAGGAACUGGAAGACCUCAAUAAAUGGGGACUGAACAUCUUCAAGGUAGCGGGGUACUCCUGCAAUAGACCACUGACUUGCAUCAUGUACGCCAUAUUCCAGGAGAGGGAUCUACUAAAGACAUUCAAGAUCCCGACAGAUACGCUGAUCACCUACACCAUGACAUUAGAAGAUCACUACCAUUCCGACGUCGCCUAUCACAACAGCCUCCAUGCGGCAGAUGUUACACAGUCCACCCAUGUGCUCCUCUCUACUCCAGCCCUAGAUGCUGUCUUCACUGACUUGGAAAUUCUAGCUGCAAUAUUCGCGGCUGCAAUCCAUGACGUAGACCACCCUGGCGUCUCCAAUCAGUUUCUUAUCAAUACAAAUUCUGAACUUGCACUGAUGUACAAUGACGAGUCUGUAUUGGAGAAUCACCACCUUGCGGUCGGCUUCAAACUCUUACAGGAAGAACAUUGCGACAUCUUUCAGAACCUUUCCAAGAAGCAGAGACAGUCCCUCAGGAAAAUGGUGAUCGACAUGGUGCUCGCAACAGACAUGUCUAAGCACAUGAGCCUGCUGGCUGACCUGAAGACAAUGGUGGAAACCAAGAAAGUGACCAGCUCUGGCGUUCUCCUCCUUGAUAACUACACUGACCGUAUACAGGUUCUCAGGAAUAUGGUGCAUUGUGCUGAUUUAAGCAAUCCAACAAAAUCUCUGGAACUGUAUCGGCAAUGGACUGACAGGAUAAUGGAAGAGUUCUUCCAGCAAGGAGACAAGGAACGAGAGCGAGGCAUGGAGAUCAGCCCCAUGUGUGACAAGCACACAGCUUCUGUGGAGAAAUCACAGGUUGGGUUCAUUGAUUACAUAGUUCAUCCGCUGUGGGAAACGUGGGCAGAUCUGGUGCAGCCCGACGCUCAGGAUAUUUUGGAUACUUUGGAGGACAAUAGGAACUGGUACCAAAGCAUGAUACCUCAAAGUCCGUCUCCUAUUCUUGACGAGCAGGAUAAGGACUGCCCCGGAGUGUCUGAAAAAUUUCAUUUCGAGCUUACCCUCGAGGAAGAAGAUUCAGAAGGUCACGAUAAAGAGGGGGGCGGUAUUAGUUAUUACAGCAGCACCAAGACACUCCAUAUUGUGGACCCGGGGGACUCUCCCGAGGGCGACACGGAAAUACUGACAGACGAUUCGUCUCCUCUGGACACAUAGGUAGUGUCUGGGCGAGAACUCGGAAAGAGGAGAACACAAAGCUGUCAUGUUUUGACAAGCAUGUAAUCUCGAUCUUAGGCCUUGGUUUGGCUAAAAGAUCUUUCCUGCUGCUCGUCAGUGGAGUUGUGGUCAAGGAUGCUGAAGUGAAAGAUAGCUCAGGAAACUAACAUGAUGGACGUUAUUAUCAUUCGGCAUUGUUUCCAAGGUGGAAGAGCGAAAGAAACCAAUGCGCAUAAAGGCUUGAAAAAUGAACAUAAAAAGUCAAACUGUUUGUAGAAAACAAAUGACACAAAACUGAGAGAAUUUUCUUCUUCUUUUUUUAAUAUACCGUGCAAUUAAAAAAAAAAACAUGAUAGAUACUAGAAUAUAUGAAUUGGUAGGUCUAUGUCGAAAAACUCUGUCCAAUUGUCUGAGGACGUGUGUGCCUUUUUUGUAAAACUUCCAUUGUCUCUGAAAUGCCUAUUCAUUACACAAUAUUUAGUGUAAGCGGAACAAAGAAUAAUGUGUAGAUUUCAAUUCUCUUUCCUGAAAGAAGCAGUCUUCCUUUUAUCGUGGGCAAUAUAUGUGAAGUCUAUUGCAGUUAUUCUCAGUCGCACAGAGAAAGCGUCUCUGGUCAAUGACAUUAUGUUUUUUUUUUCCCUCCAUGCACCUGAAGUCAUUUCAUAUUUGCUCAUUCUUUGUUGAGAUUUUUUUCUGUCUGGUUCUAUCGAAUCGACCUAUUCUGCACAAUAUAAUAAGAGGUAGCAGGUUUUUUUUAGGGUUUCAAUUCAUGUGCAUUCACUACAAUUGAAGACUAUGUAUCAGAAGGCAGUGUGUAAUGUGAUGUGUGUUUGAGACCAAGUUCUGCAUGAUCCCACUUUUUUAUUUCUGACCUUCAUUGGCGACACCAUCUUUUUAUUGCACUGCCUAACACGUACUUUACUGUUUAUAACAGUGUAUUUAUUAUCUAUUAUGUAAAUAAUGUACCGUUUUGUAAGUUAUUAAUUUAUAUGAAUUGACAUUGCCUGUCAUUGGUGGUGUUGAUUGUGUAGAAAACUCUAGAUGAGAGUUACAUUUUUUUCUUGUAUUUUAUUUUUUAAUUAGAGAGCCAGCCUGAACAGUGACCCCCAAAAGACAUACCGAACCCAUGGUAUGCCAUGGUAGACCAAUUCAAAAAAGGGGACAUAAAAUUAUAGAAUGAUUGAUUAGUUAAUUCCUUAGUACCAAACCAGAUAUUAAAAACCUAUAUUUUUGCCCCCCCCCCAAACUUGUAUUCCUCUUAAAUUUGUGGUCCUUAUGUAUUUGUUAUUAUAAUAAUUAAUUAUUUUGAUGUGCAGCUUUUUUCUAAUAAAAGAAAAGAAAAAAAAUGUCACGCAUCCUGAGAAAAUAUAUCUCUUGUCUCGGCUUGUGUAAUGUUUUGAAGUUUUGGUCUAAUAAGUGACUACCCCGUCUGUGGAGUAGGCGCACGGACUUGUGCAUGAACAAUGGGUCUGUAUGUCUGUUGACACUGCAUUGUUCCAGGUGUAGAUUUUAUUUUGACAAAUUUCACACAAGGUAUGUUAAAGUAUUGUAUAUUGUGCUAAGAUGCAUUCUUAAGAUUUUUUUUAUAUUAAAUGAAUAAAAGAGAAGCAUGAG
Molecule: messenger RNA, 3774 nt
Organism: Bufo bufo (common toad)
Lineage: Eukaryota; Metazoa; Chordata; Amphibia; Anura; Bufonidae
Gene: PDE4B
Product: phosphodiesterase 4B
Exons: 15
Coding region: 1-2160 (719 amino acids)
Biological process (GO): signal transduction
Cellular component (GO): cytosol; perinuclear region of cytoplasm; nucleus
Molecular function (GO): 3',5'-cyclic-AMP phosphodiesterase activity; transmembrane transporter binding
Source: RefSeq, a predicted model, not a curated record